AUGGGCUCGCAUCGAUCCAACAAUGCAGAGACUGUCGAACUAUUAAGUUCUAGCUCCGAUAGUGACGUGUCUGUGGACAAAAAUACGGUCAGUUUACGACCAAAACUACGAAGUCAACGUAAUCAAUUGAUACACAAGAAUGAUGGUCAAGCAUUAAGCUCGGUUGAUAUUGUGCGACCGAUAAAAAGACGUCGUGAAGCGAAGAAAGAGAUCCAGUAUGCUUAUGAUGAGGAGGAAGAUGAGGAGGAGGAGGAGGAGGAGGAGGAAGAUGAGGAUGCGACGGAGAAUUACGUGGACCAUAUAGAGGGGACAGUAUCAGAAGAGGAACAUACUAUACCAGAGAAAGAUACGACACGUCGACGAAGUCAACGUAAGCGCAAGUCUGUUCCAUUGAUGACGGAAUAUUCCGAUGACGACUUUAUCAUGAGCAGUGACGAGGAAGUGGAGAAAUCAAAGUCGGCACCUAGAGUGAAAAAAAGGUGGUAG
Messenger RNA from Peronospora belbahrii, 486 nucleotides. The record is from the annotation of a GenBank genome assembly. NCBI's taxonomy places the organism in Eukaryota, Oomycota, Peronosporomycetes, Peronosporales, Peronosporaceae.